GGCUUUUCUGUAUUUUAAAUUGGUGUUUGGCGCUGUCUUGUCUACAUGUGUGAUUCAACAUUGAUCAUGUAGUUUCUUAUAGUAAGCAUGUUGCUAAACUGGUUUAAUAUUCUAUUUGAUGCAGUCAGAGAAUAUUAUGCUUGCAGAUAAGCAAAAGAUAGAAAGGGAACAAAAUGCGCAGCUCAGAAAUCAAGUAGCUCAACUGUUACAGUUGGAGCAAGAUCAAAAAGUGCAGAUAGAACAACGAGAUUCUACGAUUCAGGCCUUGCAGGCCAAAAUGAAAAGCAUUGAAUCCAGACUCAGUGAAGCACUCCAUUCCAGUGAAGAUCGGUCAGCAUUAGGCUCAGAUCUAUCAAAUGCCAAGGCAAUUGGGGAUGGCAUGGAUUCUCCCCCAGUUACUAAGAAAUUGGAAGAGGAGCUUAAAAAACGUGAUGCACUAAUAGAGAGGUUACAUGAAGAAAAUGAGAAGUUAUUUGAUAGAUUAACAGAGAAAGCAUCUUUGGCUGGAUCACCAAAGCUGUCAAGUCCAUUAUCCAAGGGGCCGCUAAAUGUGCAGUCUCGGGACCUUGUGAGGAUUGAUAGUAGGGGGCAUUCGAUGGAUGUUGUUCCUUCAUCACCGGCACUUGCUGCAGACAAGACUGAGGGUACAGUUGCUUUAGUGAAAUCAGGUUCGGAUAAAGUCAAAACAACCCCUGCAGGAGAAUAUCUUACAUCUGCCUUGAAUGACUUUGAUCCUGAACAACAUGACAGCCUUGCUGCCAUUUCAGAUGGAGCAAAUAAGCUUUUGAUGCUGGUUCUGGCUGCAGUAAUCAAAGCAGGGGCUUCUAGGGAGCAUGAAAUACUUGCUGAAAUAAGAGAUGCUGUUUUCUCCUUUGUUCGUAAAAUGGAACCACAGAGGGUAAUGGACACCAUGCUUGUAUCCCGUGUUAGAAUUUUGUAUAUUAGAUCUUUGCUUGCUAGAUCGCCGGAGCUGCAGUCCAUCAAGGUUUCUCCCGUUGAGAAUUUUCUGGAGAAGGCUAAUACUGGACGUAGUAGAAGUUCCAGCCGAGGUAGCAGCCCUGGAAGAUCUCCCGUGCGCUAUGUUGAUGAGCAUAUCCAAGGCUUCAGAGUGAAUCUAAAGCCAGAAAAGAAGUCCAAGUUUUCAUCAGUUGUAUCAAAGAUACGCGGUCUUGAUCAGGUAGCUGCCAUCUUUAUGCUCUCUGUGUCUCCCUUGCUCCUGUCUGUUGAUAUAAAC
Messenger RNA from Prunus avium (sweet cherry), 1234 nucleotides. The record is from RefSeq and is a predicted model, not a curated record. NCBI's taxonomy places the organism in Eukaryota, Viridiplantae, Streptophyta, Magnoliopsida, Rosales, Rosaceae.